Molecule: messenger RNA, 1065 nt
Organism: Manis javanica (Malayan pangolin)
Lineage: Eukaryota; Metazoa; Chordata; Mammalia; Pholidota; Manidae
Source: RefSeq, a predicted model, not a curated record
AUGACGGGGGACACCUGCAGCCUUCAACAUCAUGGGGUGCUUUUUUCCUACCACAUAUUUUUCAUUUUCCUUUGCUUUUCUCAGACUGAAUAUUAUAGAAGAAAGCAUUCCCAUUUCCAUUUUUGUCUGCAAGAGCCUCUUCCAGUGGAAUGCCCGGGCAGCUCCUGGGUGGGUGCCCAGCUCCACCGCAGGAGGCCCGGCCCGCCUCAUCCCCGAGUCUUCAGCACCACAGCAGUGUUUGUUGAAAAAGUGCUGAAGAGACUUUUUCCUAAUGUUCCACGUGGCCAAGAAAAGAAGGCACCAGUGACUUUAGCCUCCAAAAAUCCUCUGGAGAAAGUAGAGUCUAAGGAGGUGACAGGCAGAAUCACACCUCCCCAGACAGUCGGCAACACCAGGACCCGGCCCGAGAAGCGGCGCCGUACUGCGAGUUUGCCUCCUGAAGGCCACCUUCCCACUCCGAGCCUGCCAGGGCCCCGCAGCCGCACCAGCUCCCGGAGCUCCUCCAGCAGUGACGGCCCCGCAGAUCAGGAUCCUGAUGAUCAACCAAAGAGAAGAAGAAUUAGAAAGCAUAAGUCAAAGAAAACAUUUAAAAAUCCCAGCAAUGCUCAUGAAGCGCGAGCAGAACCAGAGAUCCAGCGGACUCUCCCACAGGACACACUGCGGCCACGGCCCCCGGACGGCCCCACAGUCAGCAGAAACCGAAAAAGGAAACUGAAAAAGAAGCAGCGAAUCAAAAGGAAGAAAGCAGCUGGCUUCCUAACAAGAGCCUCCGGAGUCGACUUCAUGUACCAGCCUGAGGAGAGCGGCAGAGGGCAGGAGGCUGUGCCCGGGGGAGAGGGUCAGCCAGGCCCGGGGGCCACCGACAGGGACGCCAGCGCCCACGAGAAGGCCAGCGGGUCCUAGGCUUUCUGAAGUCAAUACAAGAAAUCUGUGUUUACAGUGGUAUGUUUUUUCCUUUUGUUCUUUUUGACUAACAGUGUCCACUUAUUUGGGAAAGAAAAGCAAAUAUAGUAAAAUAUUUCAUUGUUUAAAAUACAUAUUAAAGUACUCAACAUUCAAAAUAAA